Aquila chrysaetos chrysaetos is the source of this 1107-nucleotide messenger RNA. RefSeq names its product trafficking protein particle complex subunit 2 (gene TRAPPC2). The transcript has 5 exons. The record is from RefSeq and is a predicted model, not a curated record. Gene Ontology annotation, cellular component: nucleus; TRAPP complex; cytoplasm. Lineage: Eukaryota; Metazoa; Chordata; Aves; Accipitriformes; Accipitridae. Gene Ontology annotation, biological process: endoplasmic reticulum to Golgi vesicle-mediated transport. Bases 107 to 529 code for a protein of 140 amino acids.
CUGUCCGUCUUGCCCUUUCUGCCGCCCGUGUGUGGGACCGGCGCGGGGGAAGGCGGGUGAGGAGGUUCCUCGGCGGCUGGAAGGCCGCGGAGCACUACACCGAAGAAUGUCUGGCAGUUUCUACUUUGUGAUAGUUGGUCAUCAUGAUAAUCCCAUAUUUGAAAUGGAAUUUCUGCCUCCUGGAAAAGUAGAGUCCAAGGAUGAUCAUCGCCACCUCAACCAGUUCAUCGCCCAUGCUGCUCUUGACCUAGUAGAUGAGAACAUGUGGCUUUCUAACAACAUGUAUCUGAAGACUGUGGACAAGUUUAAUGAAUGGUUUGUUUCUGCUUUUGUCACAGCUGGACAUAUGAGAUUUAUAAUGCUUCACGAUGUAAGGCAAGAAGACGGAAUUAAGAACUUCUUUAAUGAUGUAUAUGACUUGUAUAUAAAGUUUGCAAUGAAUCCGUUUUAUGAACUCAAUUCUCCUAUUCGAUCCAGUGCCUUUGAAAGGAAAGUACAGUUCCUUGGGAAGAAACACCUUUUAAGCUGAAUAAAUAAAUUUCCCAAGUGAGUGCUUUUUCCGUACCUUCCUGAUUAUUUGAACAGUAGUUCUGGUUAGUUCUCGGCAUGUUUGAUACUCAUCUUCUGAAGAUUAACAAAUUGGAUGCUGAAGAAGCUUUUUUUUUUUUUUUUGCCAAUACAGAUAAGAACAUCCAAGCUUCUCUGGUUAAAACAUGUAUCUUAAUAAGUUUCCUUUUAUGUGCUAUGAAAACUAAGUUUAAAAAUGUCAGGGGCUGAACAGGUACAAACUGAGACAUGUGGGUGUCAAUGCAUGUGCAAAAUGUAAGGCUCUUUACAGGGUAGGAGGAAAUCUGAUCUAAAUGCAAAAUACACCUCCAGUCAUGUGAUUUAAUUUAAGCAGAAGGGAAUUCUUGUCUGUUUGGCCUAAGUGGUUAAUUUUGUUACAAACUUUCCUACUUACAGUCUUUCGCUAGAGAACUUACUCUGCAGACUAAACAGACUAACCUUACUCUUUGUGGUAUUAAAUCAGGUCUAUGUUUAUAUUGUAAUGUGUAAUGUAUGUAUUAUAAAGUGCUCAAUAAAAAGAAAAGAGGAUAUAUCAGCAAA